AUGAAUACCCCGGAAUUGCCCCCCAAAGCCACGCACGAUGCUGUGCCAAAUACUACUGGGGAUGAUUUACGAUUGCCCGAAAACUGCAGCCUUCUUCCUGCUAAGGUGAUCGAGCAAAUGGUCUCAGAUCAUCGAGAGUAUUUAAGAGACUAUGUGAUGCGCUUUGAAGACUGCAAAGACGUUUUAGAAGAGACUUCGGAGCUCAAAAAAGAAUUGUUGUUGCUGCUGGAACAAUUUGAAAAUACCGAGGAGCGUCGUGAGCGCUUUAGAGCUAAGCUCAGCGACCUAGACAGCCUGGAAAAGAAGUAUGAGACUAGCUGGGCCAAGCUGAACACGCUAAUGAAUUCAACGUAUAGCAACCCGGCGUUGACUAGGAGAAUGCAGAAAGAACUACAGAAACUGGAGUCGCAAGCGACUGCUUUGGAAUCGGACCGUGGCUUGGACAUUGACGAGUUCAUCAAAAAACAUCUGGAGCUAAGACAACAGUAUCAUACCAAGAAAGAGAUAUUGCUUGUAUGGAAGCAGAGCUGA
Molecule: messenger RNA, 531 nt
Organism: Lachancea meyersii CBS 8951
Lineage: Eukaryota; Fungi; Ascomycota; Saccharomycetes; Saccharomycetales; Saccharomycetaceae
Source: the annotation of a GenBank genome assembly